AUGGACGACCCUGCGACAUGUUUCCUCCUCGACGACGCCGCGCUGUUCCCGGCCUUUCCUGGUACUUUUCCUCGCACCGCCAUACCGUCUCCGUGGUCCCCCCUCAUCCCGUCAGGCGCCGCGGAAGAAACAGAUCAGACCCCUCCGCAGAAAGACCAUAACCCCAUGAUUCCCGCCGCGACAUGCGGGGCGAGCGACCAGAACAAUAUAGGAGCAGCGGAGGGGGAAGACUGGGCCGCGGAAGGAGAGGGGGAGUGUGAAGCGGAGGUUGCAGAGGAGGCGGAGAGCAUGGGUGCGUCGCCUCUUCAAGGGACGCGAACGGCGGUAACCAUGGGGGGAAACGGGGGAGCGGCGGAAGGUGAGAAACAUGCGGAAAGGGCGGAAAGGGCGGAAAAGGCAGGCCCUUUGUCGGCAGCAGAUCGGGGCGAUGGCAAGCAAGGGUGCGGGGAACCUGGACUUGACGGCGAUCACGGAGAUGUUGACGGUUACUUUAACGAUAGCGGUGGCGUUGGUUGUGACGGUUGCGGUGACAGCCUGACAGCAAGCAACGGCAUCGCAGGGAUGGGUUCAGCGCAAGCAGACUGCGGGCGGCGAGUGGGGUCUCGAGAAGCACUAGCUGCCGCACACAGGGGGGCCGCGGCUGGCUCAGCGGUAGCAGCAGGAGCAGCAGGGGCAGCAGGGGUAGCAGGGGCAGCAGGAGCGUGCUUACCCGGUGGUGUUCUCCCCGUGUGGGCCCCUGUGACCCCGGCCAUCGUCGAGCCUGGCGCUGGCACACAGCACUGCCACGGCCACCGGCAGCAGCAGCAGCAGCAGCAGCAGCAGCAGCAGCAGCAGCAGCAGCAGCAGCAGCAGCAGCAAGAGCAACAGCAAGGGCGGCAGCAGCAGCAAGAGCAGCAGCAGCAGCAGCAGCAGCAGCAGCAGCAGCAGCAAGAGCAAAAGCAAGGGCGGCAGCAGCAGCAACAGCAGCAAAAAGAGCAAGAGCAAGAGCAAGAGCAACAACAGGAGCAACAACAGGAGCAACAACAGGAGCAACAACAGGAGCAACAACAGGAGCAACAACAGGAGCAACAACAGGAGCAACAACAGGAGCAACAACAGGAGCAACAACAGGAGCAACAACAGGAGCAACAACAGGAGAAACAACAGGAGCAACAACAGGAGCAACAACAGGAGAAACAACAGGAGCAACAACAGGAGCAACAACAGGAGAAACAACAGGAGCAACAACAGGAGCAACAACAGGAGCAACAACAGGAGCAACAACAGGAGAAACAACAGGAGCAACAACAGGAGAAACAACAGGAGAAACAACAGGAGAAACAACAGGAGAAACAACAGGAGAAACAACAGGAGAAACAACAGGAGAAACAACAGGAGAAACAACAGGAGAAACAACAGGAGCAACAACAGGAGAAACAACAGGAGCAACAACAGGAGAAACAACAGGAGAAACAACAGGAGAAACAACAGGAGAAACAACAGGAGAAACAACAGGAGAAACAACAGGAGCAACAACAGGAGCAACAGCAUGAGCAGCAGGAGGAGGAGCGGGAGUUUUCAUCUGGCAUGGUGCGGCUCAUUCACGACGCUGCUCACAGCCAGUUCAGCUUCCUGCAGCAACCAGUCGACCAACUCGCUGCAACCUCUCCCCGCCACCACCACCACCACCGCCACCGCCACCACCAACCGCCCUCCCCUCGCCCCUCGCCUCCCCCCUUGACGUCCCCCGCCCUCCCUUCCACGUUUGCCCCCUGCCCUGCCCUCGCGCCCUCGUUCUCGCGUCCCGUCCCCGCUGCGCCCUCAUCCGCGUUCCCGGUGGCAUCCGCAGCAGCGCCAGAAGCCACAGCCAGAGCUGCGGCAGCGUCGUCUCCUUGCCAGCCCUCCCAGGCUUCGGUUCCGUCUGUCUGUGGGCGUGCCACUGCGCGGGAGGUGGGGGGCGCGGGGAGGAGAGGAGAGGAGACGAGGGAGGGAGAGACGGGAACAGGAGAGAGUAUGAGGGGUACUGUGGGUGGUGCGUGGGAAGUUAGCCCUGGGAUCUCUGGGCAAGCGGUGGUUAGUGGUGGAGGAGGGUGGGGAGGGAUAGGGGAGGACGAGAGAGUUGGGCCAGCAGUGGUGGUGGCAGCAGAGGAGAAUGGUGGCGUAGUUGGGGGGAAGGUACAAGGCCGCACGACUCAGCAGGGGGAGCAAGCAGUGGCAGGCGCAGCAGCAGCAGCAGCAGCAGAAUUGACAGGCACAGGCAAGGGAGAGGGCGUGCGUGCUGCAUAUGCCAUGUCUGAACCUUCUCCUCCUGCUGCUCCUGCUGCCACUGCUGCUCCCGCUGCUCCUUCUGCUCCCACUGCUGCGGCUGCUGCUGCUGCACGUGCUGCAAGCGCGUCUGCCACGCGUGCCCUUGUCGCUGCUCGCCCUGCUCCGAGUGGCCUGCCUGCCUCCACUGCAGCGCCUCUCCCGCGCAAGCGCUGUGCCACCUGGACGUUUGGCGAUGCCUAUGGGGCCAUGGGAGGUGGCGGCAUGGGGGGUGAUAUAGGGGGCGAGAUAGGGGGAGCUAUGUGGGGAGCUCUUGGCGGCCCCCUUGCUGCUGCUUUUGAUGCUGGUGAAAUGGAACCUGGCUUCAUGGGGUCUGCUGCUGCUGCUGAUGCUGCUGGUGGCACUGGUGGUAAGAGUGCGGGAACGGAUGCAGGAGGAGGGGGAAGCUUGUGGGCGUCGCUUGAAGCGAUGCAGCAGGAACAGGAGCAGCACGCACAGCACCGAGAGCAGCCUGAACGGGGCCACUUGCACGGACAACAGCAGCAACAGCAGCCGUUGCACCAGCCGUUGCAACAGCAGCCUCAGCAGCAGCAGCAGCAGCAACAGCAGCAGCCUCAGCCUCAGCAGCAGCAGCGAAUGGCUGUGCGGCAAUCAGACGUGGACAAGUGGCAGAGUCUGGUGGCACAGCUGCGCACAGACAGCAUCAGUAUCGCCCCUGUCUCCUCCACCAAGAGGGGUCGAUGGGGCAGUAAAAGCAGCGCUGCCAACCCCACCACCACUACCCCCCAGCCCCUCACUCCCUACACGCCUCACUCUGCGUCCGCUGCUCCUUCUGCUGAUCCUACCUCCCCCGCUUCCACCCUCCCUUCCCCUGCUGCUGCUCCUGCUCGCACUGGUACUGCGCUGCUGCACCCGCACGCGUCGCCCGAUGUUCUGUCUCCCCGCAUGCACCCCUCUCUGGCGUUCUUUCGCUGCAUCUCGGAUCCUCUACCGUCAGGUGCCGCACCAGCCAUCGGCUCAGGAGCAUUCCCAGUGCCACUUGCAUCAUCGGCAGCAGUAGGAGGACGAGCAGCAGCAGCAGCAGCAGCAGCAGCAGCAGCAGCAGCAGCAGCAGCAGCAGCAGCAGCAGCAGCAGCAGCGGUGGGAGCGGCAGCAGGUGGGUUACCACCCCAAGCGCCGAACCCCUUUGCCCGCAGGCUAGCUCUGCUGCGGCAGCAGUUGGAGGGCUCCCAGCCCCCUGCACAAGCGCAGCAUGGCGCGGUGCUGUGGCAGCCGGGGCAGCAGAGGCUGCAGAGGCAGCAGGGGCAGCAGGGGCAGCAGGGGCAGCAGGGUCAGCAGGGGCAGCAGGGGCAGCAGGGGCAGCAGGGGCAGCAGGGGCAGCAGGGGCAGCAGGGUCAGCAGGGUCAGCAGGGGCAGCAGGGGCAGCAGGGGCAGCAGGGGCAGCAGGGGCAGCAGGGGCAAGGAGCAGUUGAAGAGGAAUUGAGUGUGGUGCGAAGGCAGCUGCUGCUGUUGAGGGGCAUGCAGGCUGCGAGUGAAAGGCAAGGGCAAGGGCGUGCUGCUUCUGGUGGUGGCGGUGGUGCUUCCGGUGGCGGUGGCGGUGGUGGUGGUGGUGGUGCUGGUGCUGCUGCUGCUAGUGCUGGUGCGGCCCAAGCGGCGUUUUCUGUGCCUGGUGGGAAUACAACUGCUCCUGCUCCCACUGCCAGUGCUGGUGGCAGUGUGGGGGUGAGGAGGUCGUGGGGAGGCAUGAGAAAGGGAGGUGGUCGUAGCGUCUCUGCAGCGCGUAGCAUGCAAGGCAUGGGCAAUAGCGUGGGCAAUGGCAUGGGCGCUAACAUGGGAACAAGUAUAGGCACUAGCAUGUGCAACAACGGCAUGGGCACUAGCACAACAAGCAACGGCAUGGGUAGUUUGGGGGGAGCAACAGUGACCUCCAGUGGGUUCAGUGAGGGCGGCUCACAAUGCAUGGUAGAGCCUUUGAUUUCACGCACGCACUCUCUGCCUCCUGCCUGUGCGCCGGUACUGCCUGCACGCAUGGCUGCUCUCGCCCGCAAGUGGGGCCGCCGCCCUGACAGCGCUGUGGGCGUAAGGGUAGGCUCGCUGGGUGCCUCUCCUGCUCCUGAUGCUGCUGCUGCUGCUGCUGCUGCUACCGCUGGUGGUAGUGGUGGUGGUGGUGGUAGUUGCGGUGGCGCUAUGGCAGGGGCUAUGGCAGGUGCUGGUGCUGGUGGUGGUGUUGCGGGUGGGGGUUGGGGAGGCAGCGGAAUUCCCAUGCAGGCGAGAGUGGAGCCUGUGGGCGCUUGCAGGAGGAAUAGCAUGGGGAGUGGUAUGGCCAGUGGCAUGGGCGGUGGCAUGGGCGGUGGCAUGGGCGGUGGCAUGGGCGGUGGCAUGGGCGGUGGCAUGGGCGGUGGCAUGGGGAGUGGCAUGGGGAGUGGCAUGGGGGGUGGCAUGGGGGGUUCAGUGGCUGUAGAGCCAGCCUGCAGCAGCAGGAGCUGGAGCCAGAGUUGUGGGCUGGGAGGCAUGCCGGCUGGAAUGGCCGCUAAAGGAGGGGCUGCUGCUGCUGUGGCUGCAGCCAACGCUGCAGCAGAGGCAGGAGGAGGAGGACGAGGAGGAAGAGGGUUAGCUGCACCAGGUGGUGAUGGUAGUCUCAAAGCUGGGAGUUCCGGGAGCCUUGGCGUUGCAGGUGCGAGUAUGGGUGAGGGAGCAGCAGGUGCGGCAAGCUGCUGGAAGCAACUGGGUUACUCAACGCAGCAGCAGAGCUACUCCAUGCAGCUCUCUCCUCCCAUCCCCUCUGCUUCUCGCGAGGACCCCUCGCCUCCCAACCCCCACUCUCUGCUGCCGCAGCUCCCCGCACGCCAUGCACACUGCACCAACCCCAGGUCGAUGGCAUGGGCGGAGGAGGAGCAGGAGGGGUUUCGGUCAGUAGGAGGAGGUGGUGUUUCACCCAGCAUGGGAAGAGGAGGAGGAGGAGGAGGUGUUUCAGUGAGUAUGGGCGGAUCGGUGGAGAUGGGAGGAUCAAUUGCAGCAAAUGGCUGGGCAGAUGAUGUUGCUUGUUCCUCUUUCCCCCCCUCGCUGCUCCUCCCACCAGAAUCCCAACCCGCCUCCGCUCCAGCUCCCAUUUCGCGCGCUCAUGCUGCAAAACGCCAGCUGCUUUUCCAGGCAUACAGACAGCAACAGCAGCAGCAGCAGCAGCAGAAGCAGGGUGAAGGAGGAGGAGAGGUGGGUGGAAUGCAGAGUGAGUUGCGGUGGAGUGCAAGGGGAGUGGGUGGAGAGUUGUCUAGGAGUGCAUGGGACGACAGCAGCGCGCAAGCCCAUGCACACGCACACGCACACGGUCAGGCAAGUGGGCUGGUCAACACGCUUGGCAUGUUCCGACAGGCAAGUGUAGGUGCUAAAUUGGCACUUCCUGUCGCUGUAGGCGCAGGAGGAGCGGGAGGAGCAGCGGGAGAGGCAGGGGCAGCAACAGGGAGAAUGGUUCCAGAGAGGAUGGCUGGUGGUGGUGGUGGCAUAGGUUCAGUGGGUAUGGCAGACGGCAAGGGAGGAAGAGGCAUGGGUGCUGGCGUGGGUGGGGGCGUGCGUGGUGGCAGCAUGAGUGGUGCGUGGAGCGAGCAUGCAGCUGCUGUGGCCAUGGGCGUGGGCAUGGGCAUGGGUGUGUCGACCUUUUUCCAGCGCAGCAGCACAGCCUCACGACCCACGGUGCCUCUUGAGGUGCAGCUGGCUCAACUGACUGCAGAGGCAGCAGCACAGCCAUGUCCCACUGGCCUGCUGGGCGCCCAUUCCCACGCCACCUGUAAUUAG
Closterium sp. Naga37s-1 is the source of this 6033-nucleotide messenger RNA. NCBI's taxonomy places the organism in Eukaryota, Viridiplantae, Streptophyta, Zygnematophyceae, Desmidiales, Closteriaceae. The record is from the annotation of a GenBank genome assembly.